Messenger RNA from Nezara viridula (southern green stink bug), 5055 nucleotides. NCBI's taxonomy places the organism in Eukaryota, Metazoa, Arthropoda, Insecta, Hemiptera, Pentatomidae. The record is from the annotation of a GenBank genome assembly.
UAGCACGCUCUCUCUGUAGUCAGUGUUUUGUUUUGACACAAUCGCGCAGCUCGAUUGUCACGUGGUUUCUUUUCUCGACCACCCACGUUUCGGAUUUGUGGGUAAACAAAUCAUAAGUUCCUCCUUAACCCUGUUUUUUGAGGAGGAACGUAGUUCUAAGCUCCUAGUUUAGCUUGCUCGUGAUGUCUAUGUCACGGUCACAGGAGAGUGAUGCCUGGGCCUUACUAGCCCUGAAAUCAACUCCUGCUAGUCCAUCAAAAAUUCAAUGGAGUCCAGAAAAUAAAGGUACUGUUAUUGCUAAAUUAGAAGGACGAGAGUUUGAGUACAUGGUGAGGCAGAAGAGAAUUAUAAUUGGAAGAAAUAGUUCACGUGGUGAAGUUGAUGUGAAUAUGGGACAUUCUAGUUUUAUUUCCCGUAGACAUUUAGAAUUGUAUUUUGAACAUCCACAUUUUUUUAUGGUGUGUAAUGGUAAAAAUGGUGUUUUCGUGGAUGGCGUUUUUCAGCGUAAAGGAGCUCCUUCAUUUAAGUUACCAAAAACGUGUACAUUAAGAUUUCCUAGCACAACAAUUAGGCUCUCUUUUCAAUCUUUAGUGGAUGAAUCUGGACCACCUCUUAAUGUUAAACAGAGGACUCCAUUACCACCACUUCGAAUCAACAUUCCAGAUCCUGAUUCAAAUUUUACUAGUCCUUUUCCUUCUCCUACAGGGACAAUAAGUGCUGCUAAUUCAUGCCCUGCUAGUCCCAGAUCAGGAAGUCACUCGAGACAUAAUGUAAGUGCUGAUCUUCAAAUGGCAGCAGCGUAUGCUGCAGUUGUAGCUGGUCCGAAUCCUGUUGUAAAUACAGUCACUGUUUCUACUUCUCAUGAUGAUAGAGACAUGCUGGAUAUCACUGAAACUAAUUCUGAAAGUAAACUCUUCCGUACUAGUAAUGGUUGCCAACAACCAGACUCUUAUACUUCGCCUAAAGAUGAAACUAAGCCUCCAUAUUCUUAUGCUCAGUUAAUAGUUCAAGCAGUUGCAUCGGCACCUGACAAGCAGCUAACACUUAGUGGGAUUUAUUCUUAUAUCACUAAAAAUUAUCCCUAUUAUAGGACUGCUGAUAAAGGCUGGCAGAAUUCUAUCAGACAUAACCUUUCUCUGAACAGGUAUUUUAUUAAAGUACCGCGUUCUCAAGAAGAACCUGGAAAGGGAUCAUUUUGGAGAAUAGAUCCCGUCUCUGAAAGCAAAUUGAUAGAGCAAGCUUUUCGGAGGCGAAGACAACGAGGUGUACCUUGUUUCAGAGUGCCUUUUGGACUGUCAUCAAGAAGUGCUCCAGCUUCACCUAGCCAUGUUGGAAUGUCUGGUUUGAUGACACCAGAAUCUCUUUCUCGAGAAGGUUCUCCUACAGAAUCGGCAUCAGGUUCUCCUGCUGGUCUCAAUAGUCAGUCAGCCCCUGGUUCACCUAGGAAUCGAAAUGAUGGGAGCAUGGUGAACAGCAGUGGUGGUGGUAAUAAUAAUGUACACAAUGUUCACCAUGGAAAAACAAGACUACUCUUGCAUUCUUCACAUAUUGCAGUUAUCAACAGUCAUGAGAAAUCAGAUAAGUAUAUGUCCACCAGUGGUGCCACAGCUAUUGCUGCUAACAAUUUAAUGAGUUUGUCAGAAGAGCAGCCUCCUUUUUCUCAGGCCCCUGUCAUAGUGCAAGCAACUUAUUCAAAUUACACAAAUUCUUACAUCGGUGAGAGAAGAAAUGAUAUUGGAGUAAAGCGAGAAGCUGAAGAAGAGGAUGAUGAUGUUAAAAAGCUUAGACGAGAUGAAGAUUCUAUAGACAGCCAAUAAGCAUUGAUGAAAAAAUAUCUGCUCCAUAGAAAUAUAAUAGGUGAUUUUUUGGUUUAGACAACACUUUCCUUGACCACCAGAAAAAAUAAUGAAAGUAAUAUUCUGACAAAUGCUGUUUGAGGAAGAAAUUGCUGCUAUAUUUAUUUUUUUAUGUGAGCUCUUAAGUCAGCUAUUUUUUUAAUUUAAUUUAAUUUUUUAAUUGAGGGGGCAAGGGGAGUAAUCAUUAUAAUGUGUCAUCCUAAGUUUACCUCCUAAAUUAAUUUUAUUGCUAUUAAAUUUUUUCUAUUGACUAAUAUUUAUUUUGUGUUGAACAACAUUUCUAUUUUUAAUGAUAAUUAAGGAGAGAUAUUUUUGAUGAGUAUUUUUUUUUCUUUGCUUUUCUUCUGUUACCAGUAAAUUAUUUAAUUUUGUUUCAAAGAUUAAAAUUUUAAUUUUUUUUAUUGAUUAUUAAGGUUAUUGUUUUUAAUUAAAAGCAUUAUCAAAAUCAAUGCUUUUUUAUACAUAUUUAAGUAUUGUUUAAAGCAAAUUACUUAAUUAAAAAAUUAAUAUCUACUGAUAAAAGCCAGCAGUAUAACUGAUCAGUGGCUCCAUAUAAUUAAUUAAAAUGUUAGUUUUUCUUAUCUUGUCAAUACUCUCCAUUCUUGGUUCUGUGUCAGUGCUAAACGUUUAUCAAUAUCAGCCUGUUGUUCUUUGCCUCCAUUUUAAGCAUAAAUAACUAAUGUCUAAGUCACAAUGUAAUACUUAUGACCUCUAGCUUUAACAUAAAAUUAUAAAUAACAUAAAUAUAUGUGGAUGUAUCAAUAUACAUACAAGUAUGUAUGUGCUCAGAUACAAAUACCCUAUAUAAAAAUAACUUAUGUUUAUAAGUUAUGUUUUACUGCCUGUAUAGAAAUUGUAUUAGCAUGUGUGUGAGCUUGCAGGUGUGAAUGUUUGUGCAAAUACACAUAAACAAUUACUUAUUAAUACCAUUACCUUUGGCUAACUUACAUUGCAAACAUUCAGUACAUGCAGUUAAACAUCAACUUUUUUAAAAAUUUAUAUAUUUAUAUAAGAACACUAAACAGUGUCUCAUAUUUUGUUGGUUGUUUGGUAAUAUCAAUUUGUUAAAGAAUUUGUAAAUAAUCAUAGAAAUGUGUUAUAAAUUAAUGUAUGUAAGAAAUGUGGGCAUGAUUCAAAUCGUGAACAUGAUUCUUACUUACUAUUUAGACAAAAGAACAAUAACAUGUAAAAGCUUGGAAAACCUAUUCCCUUCUUAUUUUAUUUUUAUUAAUAGUCAACGAUAAGUUAUGAAAUCAAUUAAGUAUCACUUUUUUGUAAUAUUGUUUCAUACCAUAUAUAUAUAUACAAUUUGUAUAUUUUUAAGUAUGAAUAUGUUUUCUGACCUUGUUAUUGUCUUGUGUCUAGACUAGAGUGCUCUGAUGGUUGCACACUUGCUUCUUUUUUUCCUUUUUUUUCUUCGCCAAAACAAAUAAAUAAUAAUGUGAAAAUUGCUGUUUUAACGAUAGUUCUCCAAUUGUGCUCACAUUGUUCCUAAUUUAGUAACUGGAACUGCGUUCCUUUAUCAUCACUUGUAUUUAUAGAUAGUAGGGAAAAAAAGUUAAUUUGAUAUGUGUUAUUAGCAUUUAAUUUUGGAAAUAACUCAUAAAUGUAUUUUUUACAUUUUUUUUUUUACAUUAAAAUAUGUAUAAUUGUUUGUGUGUGUGUGUGUACACACACACACUCACAUACAUAUUCUUACUCACAUAAAAAUUCAUGAUGUAAUUACUUUUCCUGAAGUUUUCCUUUCUUUUAUAAUUGUUUAGUAUGAAAUUAAUGAUGAAUGACUAUGUAUAUUUUCGUUGAUUUUUUCCGUUAACAGUAAUAUUGUAUAAUUUCAUUAAUUAAAAAUAGAUUAUCAUAAAUUUAAUAGUUAUAAUUUUUACUAUUUGAUGUUUUCAGCUUUAAGCUCUUUGAUGAUUGAGAAAUAUCUGAUAAGAAAUAUAUAAAAAUCUUGUCUUUAUGGAUAAGUUAUAAAAUAUCUGUAAUGUAAGGGUGUUAAAAGAUUAAGCAGUUGUUGAUUUAAUAUAUAAAUUUAGGUAGAUCUAUUAUCAUAUCCAAAUCAACAACUUUUUUUUAGUCUUUGUUACUGUAUAAAUCUAUGCAUUAUCUUAAUGUAUAAAGGUAUAAUUAAAUUUAGAUUAUUUCAAUACAGUAACUUAUUAUUUUAUUUAAAAGAAUUUCAUCAUUUUAUUACCUUACAAUUCUUAAAAGAGAAGUUUUAAUUUCAGAAAAUUUUAGUUCAUAAUUAACUAUCUCAAUAUUUUUUUUUAUUUUAAAAAUAUUUCUGUAAUAAAACAUUUUAAAACUAUAAUGUUUACAAUAUUAACACUGAUUUUAAUGCUGAAAUAAUUUUUUUCAUAGAAUUAAUAAUAAAGAUAAUUUGGAAACAAAAAUUAUUUCAAAUAAUAAUGUUAAAGAAUACUAUUUUUAUAUUAUUAUUUGAUCAAAUUAUUAAGAUAACAAACUUUAUUUUAAUCAAAAACAAAAAAGAAAAGAAAAAUAAUUGUUUAAAAUAUAGACUACAGCUUCUAUGUCUCUAAAAUUGAUUUGGCUCUUUCAUUCUUUAUACAAAGAAUGUCAGAUGCAUUUAUGAAACAAAACUUAGUUUUGAUAUUUGGAGCUGUAUUUGAUAGCAUAUUUUUGUUUAACUAGAAAAAUAACCGUUGGAAUUUAUUUAUAAUAUUUUAGAAACCGUUUUGAACGAGUGAUAUAUUAUUUUUAACACCCUUAUUUAUAAAGGACUAGUCAAAAUGUAAACUUUACUACAAUGCACAAAAAUAUAUUUCACUCAUAUAAGCUUAUUAUAUUGACAUUUUAUAUCAUUUGUAGAUUCUGUAAUUUUACAUCUUCAUUGAAUUUAUUACAUGCAAGUGGUGGUUAAUGUUUUAUGAAAAUAGUAAGUUUGAAAAUAAAUACAAAGUGUUAUAGUUUCUUAAUGUGGUGAAAUUUAUUUUUUUAUUUCAGAAUCAAAAAAAAAAAAGAAAAAAAAAGUAAGAAAUGGAUUUAUGUUUGUUAUUUUUCUCCCAAAGUUGUCAUUAUUUUGUUGUAAUAUACAGAAAAAUAUAUGAUUUAUGAAAUUAUUUUGUAUUGAUUUUUAAUUUAUUUAUUGAGUUUUUCUAUUUUAGAAAAAUAGAAAACAUUAGGCAUUUAAGCCCUGUAAAGUGACAUCAAUGGGAAUAAGACCUAAAUGAUAUUAAAG